AUGAACCGUAUAUUGCGAAAGGCGACGAGGAACAUUUCGAAUUUAGCGAAACAAGACACGACGAAAGAGACGACGGAGGAGGACACCCGAACGUGGAAGGAUGAUCGCAGAGAGGUUACGCAGCAGAUCAGAUCGAACGCUGCAACCUCCCGAUCUUCUCCGACACACGACACUGGCGACACUUCGAGACAGGAACGCGCGGCUCCACGACGACACUUGACGGCAAAGCAAGAAGCGCAGUUUAAGCGAGCUGAAUGUUUCAAAUGCGGUGAGCAUGGUCAUCUGGCACGCGAAUGCCCAGGCUCCGAGCUGGGAGAAGCGCCGAGUGAGAAUGUGAUGCAGUGCUCAAACUCGGACUCAGGAGACGGGGAUACGGAGGAGGAUGAUGUCGGAUGA
Molecule: messenger RNA, 396 nt
Organism: Microbotryum saponariae
Lineage: Eukaryota; Fungi; Basidiomycota; Microbotryomycetes; Microbotryales; Microbotryaceae
Source: the annotation of a GenBank genome assembly